This is a messenger RNA of Raphanus sativus (radish), 928 nucleotides long. RefSeq names its product vesicle-associated protein 1-2-like. The transcript is spliced from 6 exons. Gene Ontology annotation, cellular component: endoplasmic reticulum membrane; plasma membrane. Gene Ontology annotation, biological process: endoplasmic reticulum membrane organization. The record is from RefSeq and is a predicted model, not a curated record. Lineage: Eukaryota; Viridiplantae; Streptophyta; Magnoliopsida; Brassicales; Brassicaceae. Bases 153 to 683 code for a protein of 176 amino acids.
GAAAGGGCAUAGAUCGUCUCCAGUCUUCAAAACAGGCGGCAGAACUCUUUCUCUCUCUCUCUCAGUCCACCAUCGACGACGACUAGCACCGCUCUAUCUCUCUCUCUACCAGAAAACGAAAUCCCGGUUAUUGAUUGAACCGAUUAAUCAGAAUGAGUAACGAGCUUUUCGACAUCGAUCCUAUCGAACUUCAAUUCCAUUUUGAAUUGAACAAACAGAUCUCUUGCUCUCAGUAUUUGACUAACAAGACCGACAGUUACGUGGCCUUCAAGGUUAAAACGACGAAUCCAAAAAGAUAUUGUGUGAGGCCUAAUAUUGGCGUUGUUCUUCCUGGAUCCUCUAUCGAAGUUGUAGUGAUCAUGCAAGCGCAAAAGGAAGUUCCGGCUGAUAUGCAGUGCAAGGACAAGUUCUUGGUUCAGUGUUUUGUGGCUAGUCCCGGGGCUAUUGCCACAGAAAUUACUACGGAGAUGUUUAACCAGGAGGCAGGGCAUCGAGUUGAGGAGACCAAACUGAGAGUUGUUUAUGUUGAUCCACCACUACUACCAUCACCUGAGCAGUUGAAGCGCGGAAGCAAUAGAAAUCAGAGUGGUGGUGGGAUCCUGAUACGUACGAGAUGGUAUAUUUCCGCAAGGGGCUUAAGGAGAAGGACAGUGAAAGGAGGGGAAGUGGCAAUACAUGGUUAAAAGGGACAGAGGAAGUCAACCUAACUACGGAACUUGUGGAGAUGAGGGUAAAUACUCGGGCGGAAAAGGUGGCUUUGCACGAGGGAUCGUUAUCUUAAAUGAAUGUGUGUUCUGAGCAGGUCUGGUCCUAUUUGGACGCCUAAAGCACACAAAAAUAUUUAUAUCCUAAAUCAUUACACUAAAAAAUAUUGAUGUCCGAAAUUUUUUAUAUAAUUAUUGGAUAGCUUUAUUUACAAGGUUUCGAG